AUGGUGGAAUCAGCACAAUAUGCCGUCGCGGAGAGGAGUCCGUCGCCGUACGUUAGCCAGAGUGAGAGUCUGAACUACUCCGCUAGCCAAGUUGCUGGAGCCGAGGGCUACUCGUCGGGCAAAUAUUCCGGAGGAAUCGGGGGGGGCUCUAUGCCGUCAUUGUACUCGCAGUUCGGGGUUAUGGAUUCUUCUCUACUGCCCGGAAUGAAGCGUCCUUCUGAAGGUUAGCGGUUCUAUUCUUCCUCUCAUCUUUUGCAAUGACUGGUGUUCAGCUUGGUUCGGUUGCCUUACUAGCUUUCCCCCCGUUAGCUCCAUCUUCUCUCUUCUUGUCACCGACAAUUUCAAUAAAAUUUAUUUCCCGAAGGAGUUUCCCUUUUUGUCGAGAAAAUUUCAAGAAAAUUUAUUUCCCGACAAGUAUGUUCUUCUAGAUCCUUUAAUGCAAAAAAUUUUGUUUUAGAUGAAGUCACCAGAGGGAGAGCAGAAUACAAGAUGUAUUGGAAGGCAUGUGGCAUUUGUUCCUUGGAUAAGAACCAUCCAAUACGUUGGAUGUUCGUAAACGCAAGUUAACGGGGACUAUUAAACAUUUUCAUGCAACUCCAAAGGUUUACAUUAGUCUGCAUGAAUUAUUUUCAUUAUCAUAAUCUUAGAGAAAGUAGAAGGGAAGGUGAUGUGAGGCCCGGUAUUUUUAGUCUUUUUGGUUCUGAAGGGUUAGCAUAUUGGAGUUUUUAUGGGUAUCACAUAAUGUAUACCUAAGAGAAGCAACUAUGAUCUCGUUGGAGCGGACGGAUUUAAUCCUUUAUGAAGUAAAAGAGACUUGAUUAGGAUCUCCAGGAGUCCCCUGAAUCGCCUGGAUUCAGGUUUUUGUGUUUUCUUGAAGAACCGCACUCUUCAAUAAUCCAGCUUCCUGACCAAAUUCACUGUUAAUAAGUAAUGGAGGACAACCUCAGGCCUUUUCUGAUGUUAGGUGGUGCCUAAACCUAUGACAUAUGGUACCUCUAAGACUUUCAUAUGUAAAUAAACAAUAAUGAUUCGUAUAAAAGAUUUACGUGUAUCAAUAUACAAAAUUCUCGUCAAACAGUUGAUCAUAGUGGAGGAGGAUUGCAUUAAAAACUCUCAAAUUUUGCAUGAACCGAUGAACAUUUUUAAAAAAAUCGUCAGAUUGAGGUUAAAAUUCUUAAUUAAUGAAUCGGGGGGCCUUAAUUGGAUGAAAAACUCUCCUAUCAAUAUGUGUGUGUGAGGCUCUCUCUCUCUCUCUCUUCUUCUCGCUCUCUCAGUGGUUUCAAUAGUUCACGUGAUGCACUAGUAAUUACUUCUACCUUGGCAUUCUGGCUUAGUUCGGAUUGGCUCUCUGAAUUACCAAUUUCUCAAAAAUAUAAGUGCUGACUUUCAGUCAGUUGUGAUGUUCACGAUGUGUAGAAUGGACCUUGUCUGUUUGUAUUUUACAAUGUAUUGUGAACUACACACAGACCUACAGCUUGCACUAACUUUGUGCAUACCGCCCUCUGUACAAGUGCUCGUGAUAUCUACAUUUCUGCCUUGUGUUUUAUUUUUCAAUCCCUCUUGUGAUUGUGAUUAUCUUAUUAAAAUGAAUAAUACAAUAUGUGUGCCUAUGCUAGCUUCAUUCUUAUGAUAUUUUUGCGUUAUCUAUAUAUAGCUCUGUUCCAUCAGACUCUCAUGGGAAAUCAUAACAGUAUUGGGCAAAACGAAGCUUUAUUUUCUACAAAUCCUUUGCUUAAGCGCCCUAGAUUCGAAAUUGGAAGUCAUCUGCCUAUUUAUCCUCAGCGACCAGGAGAGAAGGAUUGUGCCCACUAUAUGUUGACGAGAACGUGUAAGUUUGGAGAUAACUGCAAGUUUGAUCAUCCACUUUGGGUUCCGGAGGGUGGAAUCCCAGACUGGAAAGAGGUGAACAUCUAUGAUUAUGUUUAUAGUAAAUGGGUAGCAUUAUCAGUUUAUUAUGAUAUCUACAUAUUUUGUGGACCAUUCGUUCUUUAUUUUUAGUACUAUUAAUGACAUUAUUUAUUUUAUAUGGGCAGCUUAGGUUUUUUGGGUUUCUUAUUGGAAUGUUCUAUGUUAUUGAUGAAAGUAUAUCUUGUGAAUGGUUUUCCGCUGCAAGGAUAUAUUGAUAUAUCGUUCUCCUGCUUGUGGACAGAUGUGAAUUUGCUUCUUUCAUGUGAAUCUGUCUAUUCAGCUCUAACUACAGUAUUUAUGUUAAGUUAUUUAACAACUCUAUUUGACAUUUCAUCUAUCUACCCGCUGACAGUACAUAGUAAUUCUAAGGGCAUCUCUGUUUUAAUUUUUUUGGGUGCAUCGUGUCAUGGAUGGAAUUCAAUGAUACCAGCUUCGCUUGUUUGUGACAUCUAAAAUUCCUCAAUUCCGUAAGGAAAUACUCAAAACACCCUUACGUAAUUCCCUUAAUUUUUAGAGAAAGCAUACUCGCUACAAGAAAAUGCCCAUUCAUGUUGUCUUCUAUUGGAUCAGUUUCCUCUCUAUCUUCAUGUUACAGUUUAGCCUAUUUGAGGUAAGCAGUUGACUUUAACAAAGCCUUGAGAAUUCAAAUUACUUUGGAGAAGCCUGCCUCAAUCAGCUUGAGUUGGCAAUGCCCGCCAUUUGGGAAGGUUUUAGAUCAGAUUAAUUUGAUUUGUUGACAUCCACACACCAGAAGUUAUCUGAACCCAGUGUAUCAGCUUAGGAUUUUGCAGGUCCAGGCCCAGAUACAUUUUCUGAUAGUUGGGUCUAUCCUACUGGUAGGUUCGGGAAGUUGCCGAUUUGGAAGCGCUCAAAGGAGGCAUUGAAACUAUCAUGGUCGCAGAUCAUUUGUAGAGCUAGAGAGCAACCUUUUCGUUGGUGAUCAUUGUGUAAUUAAAGUCCCGCUUAAUGCACUUCAAUGGAUACUUGUUGGAUCUUCGGUGAACCCAAGAAGAUAACGUCACUAACAUUGCGCUGCUUCCUUUGUCGAUUGUAGGGCAGGUCGAUUGCUUGGGAUCCAAGGGAGAAUGGAGAUGAUGAGGAGCAGUCUGCUGUGGGGUUGGCAGGGAGGAAGAAUGGUGGAAAUGAGGAGGAGGAGGAGGAGGAGGAGGGGUCUAUUCUGCUGUGGGGUUGCAAGGAGGAAGAAAGGUAAAUGGAUUACAAGAUUUUGUCUGUUUCCUGGACGACGCGGUAGCUGGAAGCCUCAUUGACCUGUGUGAAAGGAAGGAUUUCUGAGGUCAUGGAACGCAAUGGGUUCUCUGCAGGGUGUUGAUGAUAGCUGCAAAUGAUGAGGUGGAUCAGGGAAGGAAUAAGAUGAGCAUGGCAUAACCGGUCAGGGGGCUGGAGGCAUUUAGUCAUGUUGAAGGGUUAGGUUUUGAGAAUCUACAGAGAUGUAAACUGUGUGAUUUUUCGGGUGAUAGUCAUUUAUGUGGAGGAAGUUAUCUUGGGUGGGAAUUUGUGAGGGGGAUGGGGUGUUUCAACUUGUCAGGGAGGAGAAUAAGUUACUUUUCUUUGCUUUUCUGAAAAAUUCCCGGGAUCAGAGUAGAUCUUUUGUGUUUCUCCUUCUUGUGAGGACUGCGGAUAGGAAAUUGGGCUUCUUUAUUUUUAUAGGAACUUUAGCCUAAUCAAAAUUUAGUGGUAUUGAAUAUCCCCUUUUUUCGUGAAAGUUUUAAAUUUUCUUAGGUAUAUAUAUACAUAUGCCACUUGGCAGAAGUGACAUCUAUGAGACAGGCCAUCAUUUUUUUAUUGAAUUUAUCAAUCUUUUCUUUCAUAUGAAAGUUUAUAUGGUGUAUAAUUAGAAAUUUCUCAUUAAGGAUGGCCAUCAGCCACCCGUUUUUUUUUUCUCUUUCUUUCUCUCAACUUCGCACCCGUCACAGACGCUCACACCUUAAGUAAAUAGAAUGUGAGGGAUGACCAUUGCUAAGUUCAGUUGAAUAGGUACGAACUUGUUUUGAACAUCAGAUUAUAUAUAAAAUUGUAUUAUAUAUGUUUCUGUUACUUCUUGGUGGCCCUGGAUGGAAAGUUUAUGAUGCCUGAAUCAAACUGUUUCAAUACUGGAGCAUCUGAUCAUCCAAUUCUAAGUAUGAUUGGCAGUAUGUUGUCUUAGACAUGAUUUUUUUGGUGUUUGCAUUUGUUUCUCUGAGACUCUAUUUAUGCUGUUUUGGCGCCAGGUUCAUUAUUGUCUUUUCUUCUAGUUCAAUCCAAGAAGUGGCCUUUAAAUCGCCAGCAUCACUUCUCUUUUGAAUUUUUUCAUGGAUUUCUCUGGCUUUAUUCCUAUGGCCGAAGUGUAUGAUUUGGGCCCCAUUCGCGUGAUCAGAAGGUGAAUUAUUUGUUAAAUCAUGUUGGUUUUCUUCAUAAAGAUGAAGUGUUCAACGAGUGUACAAGGUUUCAUUGUGUCAUGCUUAAGGGAUUAAGGGGGCCAAAAAUCGAUAUUAAAUAUGUGUUAUUUCCACAGCCGAGAAAUGUGUGACCGUGCAGUUGUAGUAAACUUGACCAUCUACGUAAAUGAUAAACUACUUGCAGAGAUUAUUCAAUGUAGCAGGUUAGGACUAAUCAAUUUAACGUAAUUUUUUUGGUGAAUUAUUCAAUGUAGACUAUCCUCUGCCCCGUCUUAUUUUUUCCCCAGUGCUGCACGGUUUGUAAUGGCCUCUGAUUUAGGGAUGUGUAUGUGGUGAAUGGUCGAUCAUUAUGGACCAUUGACUUCUCUAAUUGACCAUAGCCUUUUAAGAAUUGAAUUGAUUCAAUAUAUAUCUCACUCCCUUGAAUCAUGUGUCUGCUGCCUACCACCAUUACUAUCCUGGGCUGGUUUGAACGCAUAGCCUUGGGGGCAUUGUGGUGAUUAUUGUUGCCAGCAGACGCACGUGAUAGAUUAUGCAGAUAAAAUUUGUGUGGGGAAAACAGCUGGAGAUCCCUUAAGAUACUUCGCUACUUCAGAUUCCUUCUGCUAUGCUGAUUUUAUUUUUCCCUCAUUACUUGUUUUAACCAUGUGAAUAAUAUGGAAACUGACCUGCAAAUUUUUGGAGUAAUAUGCUUUAUUUGAUUUCCCCAAACAAUUCAGUCUACUGAUUUCGGAAAGUUUGCAAGUAUAUUCCUAUCAGUGUACAUUUGUAAAUAUUGUGUUGGCCCUUGUCCAGACCUCCAUUAUACUAGUUUCUUGUGAGUUAAUUCUUUUUAUUGGCAGGUUCCGGUCGUUAAUGCUCCUGAAUCUCUUCCUGAGCGGCCAGGUGAACCAGAUUGUCCGGUAUGUAAAACUCCUCGUUAAUAUUUUGGUUUAGUCUUGUCAACUUUUAGUAUACGUUUAUUAAACAUGAAAUUUUUAUUUUAUGAUAAAAUUGAUCACAGAAGCGCAAAACGUUCAUAUAUAAGGCUUAUAAGUUUAUAUAUUCAUGUAGGAUGUGGGUUUUCCUUUUUUUCCUUUUUCCUCUCUUCUCCAUGUCUAGCACAGAAAACUGUUGGAUAUGGAUUGUCUUUCGCAUCCUACUGUCUGCCUUAAGCCAAUUUGCCAUCAUUUGAUUGUUGCUCGAAAUAGUUCCGAGGACAAUCCGUUUCUCCCUUGUGAUAACUAUCUUUUGUCGUGAUUCAGUACUUCAUGAAAACUCAGAGAUGCAAGUUCGGUCCCCGGUGCAAGUUCAACCACCCCAAAGAUAAGGUAGUGCAGCAAUGUCAUAUCUUAUUGAUAUUUCUGUCUCUUUUUUAUUGCUCUUACUUUUUUCAUACAUAGCAGCAGGUUUCUGAAAUGGCUGAUGUUUCCGUGUUGCCUGAAAGACCAUCUGAGCCGAUAUGUUCGGUUAGACAUCUUCUCAUGUAUUUUCAUUAGAUUCAUAUUUUCCAUUCCUUUAACUUCUCAUUAUUCCCAUGGCGUUUUAUUUCACAGUAUUACGCUAAAACUGGAAAAUGCAAGUUUGGUGCGAACUGUAUUUUCAAUCAUCCAAAGGAUCUUCAAUUACCAUCAAGUGGACAGGAUCCUGUAAGUGGGGAACAGGCAGAAACUACGGUCAAUGAUGGAGAAGCGAGUGGUGAAUUCAAUGCUGAGAAUCCACUUUCUUUUACACCAGCAUUAUUGCACAAUUCUAAGGGACUACCUGUGCGACCGGUACUCACCUAAGCCAUUAGAUUUAAUAAUCCUUGUCGUUUUAUGCAGAACAAUAGAAUAGUUGUUGAUGAUCAAGUGUUGCCCCACGCUGAAAAUUACACAUUCCUUGCAAAUAUAACCAAAGAUCUCAUGCACCUAUUUGUUACUUGAUUAUUCUGCAGGGUGAACAGGAUUGUCCUUUCUAUCUCAAGACUGGAAGGUGAGACUUUGUUAUCCUUCUCAUUAGGUGCUUGAUAGUUUACCAGCAUGGAAUUUCUAUUGUGCGCAAGUUUUUGAACUAUCCACGUUCUCUAAUGCUUCUUUUCAUUUUUGUGGAUCUAACAGCUGCAAGUAUGGAGCGACAUGCCGAUACAAUCAUCCAGACAGAAAUGGUAUGUUUUUAUGGAUGUCAUUUUUAUCAUGUCGUUUACAGUGGCUUAUAAGGUAAAAGUGAUAUAUAUAUAUACAUAUAUGUUUAUUUUUUAUGUUGGUUAUAUGAUGCAGCGUUCAAUCCGAUUGCUGCUUCUGCCUUUCUUCAUUCUCCAUCUGCUAAUCUGUCUAUCGGAGUCAUAAAUCCUGCUGUUUCACUUCUGUCAAACAUUGAUACCCGUUUUUCCCAAACUAGUGUAAGUAUGUAGAUAUGAUGCAUCUUUUUUUACCAUUUUUUCAUUAUUCUUACCAUACUUAUCGGACUGUUGGAAGAUUUAACUUUUACCCCUCCCCCCUUUGGCAACGCAGCUAGGCGUGGGCCCAAUUCUCUAUCCACAGCGACCUGGACAAACGGAGUGUGAUGUAUGUAUCUUUUAUUGCAUCACUUCUCAGUUUUCUUCUUGCGUGGUCUGAAUUAAUCAAAUAUUGAAUGAGAGACAAAAUUAACCAGUUUCCUAUAGUCAAACUGGUCCACUAGGCUCUAUGUCAACCUGCAUAUCUCUCACUUGUUCAUUAGCCAGUUGAACGGUAAUAUACAUCUGUCUAUUUAAAGUUGCAUAUCUGUCAACUUCUUACUGUCCAGUCUGUCUCAAGAGGGGAAAAACUUUGAUGGAAAUCAAACGGACUGGCUUUUCUAUGUCUGUUAGCAUAUGUAGUUCUGUUGCAGUUACUAUUUGAGCUUAAUAUAGACGACACUAAUUAGUUGACAAACAACGUCCACCCCUCCACGGGAAAAGAGAAAUAUAGAGAAUAGAGUGUGAAAAUUGUCAGUUGGUUCAUCUCAAAAAGAAAAAACGAGCCCUCACCAUUACAAGAGCUUACGAUAAACAUAUUAGGAAAAUGCCUUAAAAUCGAAAAGUAACAAAAACGGAAUAUUGCUAUAUUAUGUAAUAUUCCGAUUAUCUUAGAGUACGAACAUUCUCUAGGAGUUUAACCAUUUUGCAACAGCAAUUUCCAAAGUUUAGACUCUCUAAAAACAUUCUGCCAGUUCUUUUUGAGCUUUGGUAAUUUCAUGUGUUCCUUAGUUGUCUGGGAGCUGUCAAAUGGUAUUCUGCUCACAUAAAAUUCAGGUGCUUCGUUUGGUUAUUUUUCCUUAUACGGGAGCUAUGCCCAGACUGGGUUAUAACGUGAAUUCUAGUUACUUAGCUCUGGCACUAGUUGACUUCCUGGAUUAUGCUAGUUUUGACUCCUAUUAGUGAUCUAAAGACAUCCUAUGUUUAAUGUCGCUCAAAUUUAUCAUUUCAGUCAACUUGUCUAAUUUUUUCUUACAGUUUAUAUCUUUGUUAUGUUCCAAUUUGGGAUGCAAUGAAUCAUGUUCCUCAGCAUGUAGACAUCCCCUCACAUGGGGUGUAUGACGCAUCAGAAGUUGGGGAAAAUUGUAAAUCGCACCUUAAAUCCACGGGAAAAUAGUUGAAUCCGCAAGGAUUGAAAAAUAAAUGCUCCCUCGCAUCCUCAGGGGGCCGGUCCAAUCGACAAGCAGGUAGAAGAGGAAAAUACUUAUUCUGUGUUGAGAAGAAAAACAACCUGGUCUAUAGUGCGCCUCUUAAAAGGCCAAAAGUAACCGUAAAUCCUGGAAACAAUAGGACCAGAGAUAACUAUUGAGUUCUUAGAAGAAAGAAAACAGGUAAAACCCUAGAUAAUUCUUAGAAGAAAACGCGUUUCGAUGUUUAUGGGUCACCUAACAACACUUGUAGACACUUCCUCGUUCUACCCGUUCGGACCUUCUGAGCUGUGCUUUUUUAGGCGCUUCCACUUCCUAUCAAUUCGUUCUACAUCAGCGUAGUCACCACGAGUUGAUCCUUUUCUCAUCUUCUUGUUUGCAGUUCUAUAUAAAGACUGGCCAGUGCAAGUUUGGAGAGAGGUGCAAGUUUCACCACCCUAUUGAUCGAUCUGCACUGGCAUCUUCAGUGUUAAAACAGUCUGCUGAUCAGAGUAUUAAGCUUACCCCUGCAGGGCUGCCAAGAAGAGAGGUACGCAAUGAUCUCUCUCUCUCUCUCUCUCUCUCUCUCUCUAGAAAUAGGUUAGCAGAAAUAUGAAAGAACGGUACCUUGUCAUUCUCUUUUGUAAUUCCGCAUUUUUAGGUCUGGAUUUUCAAGUGCCACUAAACAGGGAUUCCUACGCUCUUCGAUCUUUGGCUGACAUUUCUUAGAACCCAAUAGUGAAUAACUUAUGAGAAGAGGAUAUAAUAUACGCAAAAUACUGGUGCCGUUCGGUUUAGAAGAUGAUUCAUUCAAUGCUGUAAGUCAUCCCAUAAAUAUGCUACCUUGUUUCAAAAUGGUCUGUUCAACCUCUUCCCCAUUGCAAUUUAGAAACACAAUUUUCUUCAGGCAUCGGAUGACAGUCAGCAGUGCCGCAGGAAGAGGUAUCAGAGAGUAGAUCACGUGAAGUUCAUGAUCUCUCAUCUUUUCUGGGGCUGCCCUAAUUAUCGUUUUCCCCGGAUCGAGCUCCGGAUGGUUUCUUCUUUCUUAGAUCUUCAUCAUCAUGAAUCUUCGUCACGAAAAAAUGGGAUAUUAUUGUUAUAUCAUAAUUUAUAUUUUCUGUCUGCGGUUAUCAUAGCCAUAUACUGAUAAAUCUGGGUGCCGACUUUCAGGGAGCAAUCAUCUGCCCUUACUACAUGAAAACGGGCACCUGCAAGUUUGGUGCUUCCUGCAAGUUCGACCACCCAACCCCAGCGGAAGCCAUAGCCAUGGCUGCCGCCAAGGACGCCUCCGCCUCUGAUGCUACAGCGCAGGGGGAGGAAGUGGAAGACCCCGUACAGGAGCAGGCGCAGCUGGAAUAA
Spirodela intermedia is the source of this 9245-nucleotide messenger RNA. NCBI's taxonomy places the organism in Eukaryota, Viridiplantae, Streptophyta, Magnoliopsida, Alismatales, Araceae. The record is from the annotation of a GenBank genome assembly.